CUUCCGUGAGGAGAGACGGCUGUCGAGAGCGCAAGUACGGCGGCACAGUUCAAAGUCAUACUCCCUGAUUCGGAGCCAGGUGUUCCGAGUGCCUCGAUUUACGUUGCAACCAUGAGCAUUUCGAUGCGAAGGACUACUUAAGUGCUUCCCCCUAUUGCGCAUUGAGAUCUACUACAGCAAUGGGAAAGGUGAGCGCCUCACUUGGCACCACUCGCACGACAACUUGGCUCUGCAAAAGCAAGCGAGGUACUGCGUUCUAAUCUCCCUCGAACGAUUACGAAGCGCUCUGCAAGAUCCCAGUUGAAACAGUACCACAGCCAAUACCGCCGAGAUGGAACGCGAGAGCUACACGGUGCAUGACAUCAAUGAGCUCCUUAUGGCACAGAAUGAGUAUGCCCUUGCGAAGCUAGAGUGGAGGGGCGCGGAGGAACGCACGAAGCACAUUCUUUUCGAUGAUGAUCAGGAAUUCGGUUUACGGAAGCACCGCUCUAUCCAGCAUCACGCAACCUCAGUGGCCCAAGCGACUAUCAAAGCUGAGCAAUCUGAGCUCGACUCUCUUCGCGCGCAACUCGACAACGCACGCAACUCGUUGAUUCGGAGGCGAGCGCGUCUUGAGAAUGCACGGCGAUUACUUUCAGGAGAAGUACGGCCGGGCAUCGAACGCCUCCGGGAGCGGAUCGAGCAAAGCGGGCAGGAGAGGACUGCGAUAUGCGGCAGGAUUCGCAAGAGACGGAAACAGCUGCUCAGCGCUCUUGAGGAAAUAUACCCCAUCGAAGUCGUCGAACCUUCGAUCUUGCUGUUCAGCAUUGCUGGCGUACCGCUCCCGAACCUAUCUGACACUUCGUUAACCCAACUGUCACUCUCUGCAUCGCUGAACAACUCCGCAGGAAAGUUAGAGGAACAGCUGUGCAAUGACGACGACACUGUCUCCUCAGCCCUUGGCCUCUGCGCCCAGCUGCUGGUGCUGCUAUCGUCGUACCUUUGCAUACCCUUGCAUUACACGAUCGCACCCGCAGGUUCGCGCUCUGUGAUUCACGAUGCGAUCAGCGCGAUCCAAGGCCCGCGUGUGUUCCCGCUCUACGCAAAGGGUAUGGAGCGCUAUCGCUUCGAGUACGCGCUCUUCCUGAUGCAGAAAAACACAGAGCAACUUUGCAGCCAGCUGAACGUGGCUGUGUUGGAUAUCAGGCAUAUGUUGCCGAAUAUCAAAAAUGUCAUCGUGAGCUUCCUCAGCAGCAGUGGCUCAGAAAGCAGCUGGAUGGAUCAAAGGGGGAGGCGGCGCGUUGCAGACGAUGAUCCAACAGCAUCGGAAAUCACGCUCCGAGACCUUUCGCCGGCUUGUAGCUUGCAUAAACACAUCCAUAACGCGCAUGCGCGAGCCAACGGCGCAGCGGACGAUCAUUCAAAGGAAGAGGAACAGGGGCGUCACAGUAACAGUCGCAGCGGCAAGGUGGGAAAAUUUGACAGAACGAGCAGGCGUCACUUUGCACCUAGUCCGCUAGCACCGAGGAAGGAGGCGGCGGCAUGGAGCAAAGCAGCAUCCAAAAGGUUAGUGUCUGCGUCAAACACCACUGGUCCAGAAGCAGAAGGGCGUUCAGAAGAAGCCGCUGCAAGGGCGAGCGCAUUGCAGAAAGGACAGAAAGCGUCGCCGCGACAAGAGGCGCAAACUCAAGGCUCAUCAUUCGCGUGGUUGACUUGGCGGGGGACCCAAGCGGCCUCGGCGGCUGCAGCUGCGGCGGUCGUUGGCAGCGGCCAUAAGGAAGAGAUUGGCAAAGAUGCCGAAGGAACGGGGAAUACGAAUGGAUAUGCCAAGCCAGCGGACCCUCCUGUAAUUCGUAGUCUCGGUGCAAAAUAGUAUUUCUUUUCC
Tilletiaria anomala UBC 951 is the source of this 1864-nucleotide messenger RNA. RefSeq lists its product as uncharacterized. Gene Ontology annotation, molecular function: SNARE binding. Gene Ontology annotation, biological process: SNARE complex assembly. Lineage: Eukaryota; Fungi; Basidiomycota; Exobasidiomycetes; Georgefischeriales; Tilletiariaceae. Bases 332 to 1852 code for a protein of 506 amino acids. The record is from RefSeq and is a predicted model, not a curated record. Gene Ontology annotation, cellular component: lytic vacuole; endosome. The transcript is spliced from 3 exons.